Closterium sp. Naga37s-1 is the source of this 1137-nucleotide messenger RNA. Lineage: Eukaryota; Viridiplantae; Streptophyta; Zygnematophyceae; Desmidiales; Closteriaceae. The record is from the annotation of a GenBank genome assembly.
AUGGACACUCAGUCCGUCAUCACCGCAGAAGCAUGGCCCAUCAUAGCAAGUUCCUUGCAAUCACCAUCGCUCAUCGUGGCGAUACUCGCAGCCGUCGCGCUAGUCGUCUCGACCUCGUUGCUCUCCUUCCUCCGCCGUCGAUCCCCCUUACCUCCGGGCCCUUCCCCAUGGCCCAUCCUCGGCAACCUCCCCCAACUAGGUCUCCUGCCGCACCGCGCCCUGGCGAAGCUGGCGGACAGGUACGGCCCGAUCAUGACUAUCUGGUUCGGUUCCACGCCGAAAUUGAUCGUCUCGUCGCCGGAGGUCGCUUGCGAGGUGAUGAAAACGAACGAUAAGCUCUGCUCGUCCCGCCCGGUGCUUAAAACGGUGGCGAUUUUCUCUUUGGACGGCCAGAACAUCGCGUUUUCGCCAGACAAUGAUCAUUGGCGAAAGAUGCGACGGCUGGCGACGCUCCACCUUCUGUCUGCGAAGAAACUGCAGGAAAGCCUUCCCGUGCGAGAGGAAGAGAUUCGCGGCAUGCUCGACGCGAUUGCUGUUGACGCAACUGCUGCUGACGACGGGAUAGAAGUGCGAAGGUACUUGACUCGCGCAACGCUCAACAACAUUUUGCGCCUCACUGUCGGGAAGCGCUUUUGCUAUUCCUCCAUUCGCGGCGCAGCCGACGUCUCGUCGAAGGCGAUUCUCGAGGAUGCGAUGAAUAUCGACUGGAACGAACGCGUCGCCGCCAUAACCGGCGGAAAACGCGGCGGGAUGUGCGGCGAUGCCGAGGCGGCUGCAGCUCCAGCUACGGGGUCUGCAGCGGAGAAGAAGGAAGGAGAGAUGCUGAUUGCUCUAAUCGAGGAGGGUUUCGCUCUCCACGCUUGUCGAUGGGUUGAGCUGGAGGGGAGGGGGAAGGGGAGGGAAGGGGAAGAGGAGGGAGAGGAUGGGUUGGAGGGGGGGAGGUGGGUGGGGGAACAGAAGGGGCUGGAAGGGGGGAAGUGGGUGGUUGAAGAUGAGGGUCUGGAGGGGGGAAGGUGGGGGGAAAGAGGAGGGGCUGGAGGAAGGGAUGUGGGUGGGGGAAGAGGAGGGGUUGGAGAGGGGAAGAGGAGGGGGGUGCAACUUGCAAGGCUAUUUCAGUCAACGCCUUCCGUCAGAUAA